CGCUCCCGGAGAGAAAGAAGCGGCGCCGGCGACUGGAGGCCGGCCCUGGCUACGGCCACCGACUUCUUAUUCCCUCCCGCCGAUUCAAUUCAGAUUUACUUGCCGCGGCAGCUCAGUCGUGGAGGAGAUUUAAUGAUGGAUGCCGUCGCCGAGGUUCCCCAGACGAUCUGUCCUGAGAAGAAACCACACGCGGAUGUCGAUGGCGAGGCAGGCAGGCAUUCCCUGGCCGUGGACCCUGUCUCCAAGGUGCUUGGGGACAACAACCUCCUCGCGGAGAUCCUCCUCCGCGCCGGCUUCCCCACUACCCUCGUUCGCGCUGCCCUUGUGUGCAGGUGCUGGUACCAUCUCGCCUCAAACCGGGGCUUCCUCCGCCGAUUUCGUGAGCUCCAUCCGCCCCGCCUACUUGGCUUCUACAUUGGCAGCAUCUUGAUCCGGCCGGAAUUGGUAGCCUUCCUGUGCUUUGUCCCGAUGCUGCCCCAACCCCCGGAGCUCAACACUGUUGUCCGCCGCAUGGCGAACCACAACUUCAAUGACCCCAAGAAUCUAUGGAUCAUGGACUCCCGAAACGGCAGCAUCUUCACCCGACGUCGUGAAGGAAGAGAACUAGCAUAUGGAGUGCACCGCAGAGAACUAGCACAUGGAGUGCACCGCCCGCUUUGCCCUGAGAGAGGCAUUAACGUCGUCCCACCACUCCCAAGAGCCCAGGAUUACAAUCGCCAAUAUUUUGAUGCUAUUCUCUCCAAAGAAGAAGGCAAUGGCUUGUCCUACUUUUAUGUGUUGACGGAGUUGACUAAUCAGACAGAAAAUUUCACUUUACGCGUGUAUAUGUUACAAGGCAGUGUUUGGUGCUUGCAUACCUCGGCCACGGCCCAGCUCCAUCUUCCGCUACCCAAAGCAAAAGUUGUGCUUGUCGACAAUAAAAUCUAUAUGGUGGUCUCCCCCGCAGACGACAUUAUUGUCUUGGAUUUGACAGCCUCAAGUUUGUCUAGAAUCCAGUACCCACCUGGAGUGAAGUAUGACAUUUUUCACACCUUCUUGUCACGGGCAGAUGAUCCUUCCGGUGUAUAUGUCAUCCAUGUCAAUGGCUUUAAACUUUGCAUCUGGCUCCACAAGGGGGACAACUGGUUGCUGGCUGAUACCAUUUGUCUGCAUGAGAUGUGUGCUAAUCUGAGGAUGCUAGAUAACACGCUUGAGGAUGAGCAUUCUGGUUAUUGCUAUGUAUGUCAUGCUGGGGAUAAUGCUGAGUUUGUGGUUUUGCAAAUGUGUGGAUGUGUAUUCUAUCUGGAUGUCAAGAACAGGACACUCCGUAAAUUGGUUGCGAAGGAUAAACACUUCACUGAUGUCUAUCCGUUUAUGAUGGUUUGGCCUCCCACAUUCCCUAAGCUCAAGGAUGGUCCUGCAAGGAUUGCCAUGUGAAGGAGGAGUAGGAGGAUAUCAGGAAGUGUCUGGAUGAUCAGCGGCAAGGCGUCAUCUUAGUAUUUGUUCUAUGUUGUAGGGUCCAGGCAUGGGUGAUUUAGGAAUGCUUUCUCCAUUGCAAUCAGUGAUACCUUUUAGUGCUACAUUGUUCCACAAGUUUGCUCCUUCUCCGCUGUUAGCUGAAGAAGACGCCGGAGGAACAUCACAAAAGAACACAAUUUCACUGAAUGUUCUGCAUUUUCAGAGAUCAGAGCGCUCCUUGUCGCACUUGCAUGAGAAAUCCAGUGUUUGCUGGAACCAGAUAUGUUUAUUGGAUGGUUGAUGCCUUUAUGGAUAAUGCUUAACUGUGAGAGUGUU
Triticum dicoccoides is the source of this 1773-nucleotide messenger RNA. RefSeq lists its product as uncharacterized. Lineage: Eukaryota; Viridiplantae; Streptophyta; Magnoliopsida; Poales; Poaceae. The transcript is spliced from 4 exons. The coding region runs from base 133 to 1416 and encodes 427 amino acids. The record is from RefSeq and is a predicted model, not a curated record. Gene Ontology annotation, molecular function: protein binding.